Molecule: messenger RNA, 1242 nt
Organism: Pestalotiopsis fici W106-1
Lineage: Eukaryota; Fungi; Ascomycota; Sordariomycetes; Amphisphaeriales; Sporocadaceae
Exons: 1
Coding region: 1-1242 (413 amino acids)
Biological process (GO): protein monoubiquitination; DNA damage tolerance
Cellular component (GO): Rad6-Rad18 complex; nucleus
Molecular function (GO): ubiquitin protein ligase activity; single-stranded DNA binding
Source: RefSeq, a predicted model, not a curated record
AUGAACGAUCAUGACUCGAUCGAAGUCGCCGACUCUACCGACUGGUUAACCACUCCAAUCCCAGGCCUCGCUGCCGUCGAAUCUGCACUGCGGUGCCAAGUCUGCAAAGACUUUUUCAAGACACCCAUGCUCACAUCUUGCUGCCACACCUUUUGCUCGGGAUGCAUACGUCGCGCCCUGUCCAACGACGGCAAGUGCCCGCUCUGCCGUGCAAAUGAGCAAGAGAUUAAGUUGCGCAACAACUGGUCCAUGGAAGAGGUGGUUGGCUCUUUCUUCAAGGCCAGGCCAGCUGUUAUCGGUUUUGCCAACAAGCCACCCGUAUCUGUCGUGGAGAGUAUAGAGAUACCCAAGCGAAGAUUGGACAAUGGUAUUGUGGAGGAAGAGUCUAGGGAGCCGAAGCGCUUGCGGAGCUCAGCAAGAUUGAGUGCGACGAGGGGCGCCCAAGCCACUUCGGAGAUGGCAAGGCAAGAAGCAGAAAUAUUCGCUUCAGAGCAGCAAGAGAAGGAGUAUGAUGAUGGCUUGGUCGCGUGCCCCAUAUGCCUGACACGGAUGAAGGAGGCCCAAGUCGAUAGACAUCUCGACAGUUCGUGCCCGGGGUCGCCUCAAACGGAAUCCCAACGUCGGCCGACCUCGAAAGAUCACUCGGUUCUCAUGAAUGGCUAUUCAUCAAUAAUCCAAGAAGCUUCGUCAAAGAAGCGCCCUGACCGGUUACCAGCGAUCAAUUACUCUAUGCUCAAGGAGCCGCAGCUUCGAAAAAAGCUGGGUGAACUUGGAAUUUCCACCAUGGGAGAUCGCAAAAUGUUGGAAAAGAGACAUCGUGAAUGGACCACAAUAUGGAACGCCAACUGCGAUGCACUACAGCCUCGGAGGAAAGCCGAGCUGUUACAAGAUCUCAACGCUUGGGAAAACACACUCGGAAGCCGAGCUCCUACGUCUUCCCGGUCCAUUAGUUUGGGUGCCCAGAUAAAAGAUAAAGACUUUGACCAGCAGGCUUGGUCAACAAAGCACGAUUCGUCAUUCAAGGACCUCAUUGCCAAUGCAAGGAAAAACAUUGCCAAGAGCACACCGGACAGAAAAUUGGCAGAAGAGUCAAAUCAGCCAUCAUCUUCUAAAUCAGCGGAGAUGCCAUCAGAAGUGCCUGUACCAUCGCAAAGCAACGUCCGGCCGAAACUUACUACAAAUGAGGAUGUACGGCCAAAUAGAGAGGGCCAGGUGGAAAAAACAUUAGCUUUCAAUAGGUAG